AGCUAUGUCCAAUUGUGAAAUUAAUAUUUAACUUAGAUGAUCUGUAUGAACCUGAUCAGUUUGAACUUAGAUGAUCUAUAUGCCAGUUGGGAGGUUCAAUGAAUCAACUUGCUGUACUGAAGCAGGUUCAGCACUCCAACCUUAGAUUUUAUCUGCAAAAGUUGCCAGUAGUCAGGAGAAAGGCAAAUGUGGAGUUAGCUCUACUUCUUCUCUGGGAAAACGUAAGAAAACAAUUGUCGAGCAUGUUGAAUCUGACCCACUGCCUGCAGGAAAGACAACCGUUAAGUUUGAUCAUCGAAGAGACCUUCUGGGAAGUUUGUGGGUAACUCGCUUUACCCCAAAAAUAUCAGGUCUAUCAUUAAUGUCAGAUCGUUACAGUGUUGGUGCAGUUCAUGACUGCUCCAAUGACAAGAACAAUGUCGGGGUGGAGGAACAGUCAGUUGAAGAUAUAGUUUCUGUCUCCGGUAAUGAGCCACAGGAGUGUGCAGUGGACAGAUGUCCUGAAAUGGAUGGAUUCUCAUACCUCACUCUCAAAUCUGGAAGGGUUUUUCUUGCGUCUGCGACUUGGUAAAUCUGAAACAGGACUAGGCGGAACUAGAUACUAUGUGUCAUGUAUAACUGGUUCUCAGAGGGAAAGUCAUCCACAGAAUGCCAAAAAAUCUAUAUCUGUCAUUGUUGGGGAGAUUAGAUGUGUGGUUGAGGCCCAGUAUGUAUCCAACCAUGAUUUCCUUGAGGCUCUCAAAUUUACUACCAAUGACCUGUACAGUUUGUUGUUUGCAAGUAAGAGAGCUGAAAUAAGCGAAAGGCUACCCUGCAUUGAGAAUGAGAGCUUGACCCAUCACUUAAAGAUCUUGCAGGAGAGUUGGAAGGAGCCAUCAAGUUGGUUGAAGGAAAGCAUUUUGUUAAGUUCUGAUGAUACAUAUAUUCACAUGCAGCAACUGCAUAUGUGCAUGUUUUAUAUUGUAUCAGCUUUUGCUCUUUUUAAUUGUUAGCUAGAAU
This is a messenger RNA of Rosa chinensis, 999 nucleotides long. RefSeq lists its product as uncharacterized. The record is from RefSeq and is a predicted model, not a curated record. The transcript is spliced from 4 exons. Gene Ontology annotation, molecular function: DNA binding. Lineage: Eukaryota; Viridiplantae; Streptophyta; Magnoliopsida; Rosales; Rosaceae. Bases 468 to 992 code for a protein of 174 amino acids.